This is a messenger RNA of Cuscuta campestris, 1238 nucleotides long. Lineage: Eukaryota; Viridiplantae; Streptophyta; Magnoliopsida; Solanales; Convolvulaceae. The record is from the annotation of a GenBank genome assembly.
CCCCCCCCCCCCCUCUGAUUUGGAAGUACAAACAGUUUCCCAGCUUAUGGGUGGCAUUGUUUCAUAAAUAUCUGGUCCUCCCCAAUGAAAAUUCCUGCAAACUUGUUCCACUUUUGAUAAUUCUGUUGGGGAAGCAGAAAUACUGAAGCGCAGAAGGUAAAUUAAUGUCUACUCCUCCUACAUGUCUUAGCUAUAUGUUUUGAUUGUUUUUUUUUUCGAAAAAAAAAAAAUUAUUUUCACCAGCGACGAUAAGCGUUAUACGAAUUAUUGCCGGUCUACAUAUGGAGUAUGAGUUAUUGUAUAACACAGAGAGAGCGAAAGCUUAUUGGCGUCCCCAUAAAUAAAACUCCAACACUAUCCAAUUAAGCUAAUUCAUUAAUUACUUCGUUAAUUAUAAUUAAUGGGGAGCGGGUUCUCUAAUCCAACGUCGUCGUCGUCAUCUCCCGGGGCCGCGUUUGGGGCAUUGCGCAGGACAGGGAGCUAUACGUAUGGAUCAUCAUCAGCACCAGCACCAUCACCAAACAAGCCUUUACUCAACACCACUACUGCUACUGUUAAUAUUACAACUCCGCCGCCCCUUCUCCCGUCUGCCACACCAAACAAGCCCUUAGUCACCGCCUUUCACUCUUCCGUCCAAUGGAAAAUCCACUCUGAGGCCUCAAAGAAAACCAACAAAUUGAUGGUUAUAGACUUCACAGCAACAUGGUGUGGACCUUGCAAGACAAUGGAACAACCUAUCAAUGAACUUGCUGCUCAAUUCAAAGAUGUCGACUUUGUCAAGAUAGACGUCGAUGAACUCAUCGAUGUGGCUAAAGAGUUUAAUGUGACUUGCAUGCCAACAUUGGUCCUCAUGAAGAGUGGGAAAGUGGUGGAUAAGGUUGUGGGAGCAAAGAAAGAUGAACUCCGCGACAAAAUUCUCAAACACAGAAACUAAUUACAAUUACUAUAUGCAUGAAGAACGCAUUAUAUAUAUAUAUAUAUAUAUAUAUAUAUAUAUAUAUAUAUAUAUAUAUAUAUAUAUAUAUAUAUAUACAACUUGCAGUGGAGCAUAUAUAUAUAAUAAGAAUAAUACAUGAAGGCCUAGUGCAAUGAUAAAAACUGUAUUAGUGUAUUGCCAGAUUUAAACUGUACGAGAAUACAUUGAGACAGAGGGAGUACCAAUAAUAGUAACUCGGAGUAUUUGUUACCAUGAAAAUGUAUGGUAGAAUAGUUUUUUUUAUUAAAAGAGAUAUCCUUUU